Molecule: messenger RNA, 1395 nt
Organism: Merops nubicus (carmine bee-eater)
Lineage: Eukaryota; Metazoa; Chordata; Aves; Coraciiformes; Meropidae
Product: mothers against decapentaplegic homolog 2
Exons: 10
Biological process (GO): anatomical structure morphogenesis; regulation of transcription by RNA polymerase II; cell differentiation
Cellular component (GO): heteromeric SMAD protein complex
Molecular function (GO): I-SMAD binding; RNA polymerase II cis-regulatory region sequence-specific DNA binding; DNA-binding transcription factor activity, RNA polymerase II-specific
Source: RefSeq, a predicted model, not a curated record
AUGUCAUCCAUAUUGCCAUUCACUCCACCAGUUGUGAAGAGACUUCUGGGGUGGAAAAAAUCUGCUGGUGGCUCUGGAGGGGCUGGUGGUGGUGAGCAGAAUGGUCAGGAGGAAAAGUGGUGUGAAAAAGCAGUGAAAAGCUUGGUCAAGAAGCUAAAGAAAACAGGACAGCUGGAUGAGCUGGAGAAGGCAAUUACCACUCAGAAUUGCAACACAAAAUGUGUGACGAUACCAAGCACUUGCUCUGAAAUUUGGGGACUGAAUACACCCAACACGAUAGAUCAGUGGGAUACAACAGGCCUUUACAGCUUCUCUGAACAAACCAGGUCUCUGGAUGGCCGUCUGCAGGUGUCUCACCGUAAAGGACUGCCCCACGUCAUCUCCUGCCGCCUCUGGCGCUGGCCAGACCUCCACAGCCACCAUGAACUCAAAGCAAUUGAGAACUGUGAAUAUGCUUUUAAUCUUAAAAAGGAUGAAGUAUGUGUAAACCCUUACCACUACCAGAGAGUGGAAACACCAGUCUUGCCUCCUGUCCUAGUGCCACGGCACACGGAGAUUCUCACGGAGCUCCCGCCUCUCGAUGACUAUACCCAUUCCAUUCCUGAAAACACUAACUUUCCAGCUGGAAUUGAACCACAGAGCAAUUACAUACCAGAAACACCACCCCCAGGAUAUAUCAGUGAAGAUGGAGAAACGAGUGACCAGCAGUUGAACCAAAGCAUGGAUACAGGAUCUCCAGCAGAGCUGUCUCCUAGUACUCUCUCCCCAGUUAACCAUAGCUUGGACUUGCAACCAGUUACUUACUCGGAGCCUGCGUUUUGGUGUUCAAUAGCAUAUUAUGAAUUGAAUCAAAGAGUGGGAGAAACCUUCCAUGCAUCACAGCCUUCCCUGACUGUAGAUGGCUUUACAGAUCCAUCAAAUUCAGAACGAUUUUGCCUAGGUCUGCUUUCCAACGUAAACAGAAAUGCUACAGUGGAAAUGACAAGGCGGCACAUAGGAAGGGGGGUACGCCUCUAUUACAUUGGUGGAGAGGUUUUUGCCGAGUGCCUCAGCGACAGCGCGAUCUUUGUUCAGAGCCCCAACUGCAAUCAGAGAUACGGCUGGCAUCCUGCAACUGUAUGCAAAAUACCACCAGGGUGCAAUCUAAAAAUCUUUAAUAACCAAGAAUUUGCUGCUCUUCUGGCUCAAUCUGUGAAUCAGGGAUUUGAAGCAGUUUAUCAGCUUACUAGAAUGUGUACCAUAAGAAUGAGUUUUGUUAAAGGAUGGGGAGCUGAAUACAGGCGGCAAACAGUAACAAGCACUCCUUGCUGGAUUGAACUUCAUCUGAAUGGACCUCUACAAUGGUUGGACAAAGUAUUGACUCAGAUGGGGUCCCCUUCAGUACGCUGCUCCAGC